Messenger RNA from Lineus longissimus, 3524 nucleotides. Its product is annotated as V-type proton ATPase subunit d. The coding region runs from base 75 to 1121 and encodes 348 amino acids. The record is from RefSeq and is a predicted model, not a curated record. NCBI's taxonomy places the organism in Eukaryota, Metazoa, Nemertea, Pilidiophora, Heteronemertea, Lineidae. Gene Ontology annotation, cellular component: vacuolar proton-transporting V-type ATPase complex; early endosome; plasma membrane proton-transporting V-type ATPase complex. Gene Ontology annotation, molecular function: proton-transporting ATPase activity, rotational mechanism. The transcript has 8 exons. Gene Ontology annotation, biological process: proton transmembrane transport; vacuolar transport; vacuolar acidification.
CCGGCAAACUCGGCCAUUUUUCAACCAGGAAGCAAAAUUUUCACAGAUUUGGGAAGAAAACAAGAUUUUUUAUCAUGUCAGAGGCAUAUUUUAAUGUGGAUUGCGGUUAUUUGGAAGGCCUUGUUCGAGGAUUCAAGGGAGGAAUCUUGAAACAGACCGAUUAUCUCAAUCUGGUCCAGUGCGAGUCUUUAGAAGACCUGAAACUUCAUCUCCAAAGCACAGAUUAUGGCACAUUUCUUGCAAAUGAAGCCAGUCCUCUCUCUGUCUCAGUCAUCGAUGAUAAACUAAAAGAGAAGUUGGUUGUGGAGUUCCAACACAUGAGAAACCAGGCUGUGGAACCACUUGCCACAUUCCUUGACUACAUCACGUACAGUUACAUGAUAGACAACAUCAUCCUUCUCAUCACUGGCACGCUACAUCAGCGAUCUAUAUCCGAACUCAUUCCAAAAUGUCACCCGCUUGGAAGCUUCGAACAAAUGGAAGCCAUCCAUAUUGCAGCCACUCCAGCUGAACUUUACAACGCUGUACUUGUUGAUACGCCCCUAGCUCCCUACUUCAUUGACUGCAUAUCUGAGCAAGAUUUAGAUGAAAUGAAUAUUGAGAUCAUUAGGAAUACACUAUAUAAGGCAUAUUUAGAGGCCUUCUACAACUUCUGUGAGCAAAUCGGAGGGUCAACGGGUGACACCAUGUGUGAAAUACUUGCAUUUGAGGCUGAUCGCAGGGCAUUCAUCAUCACGAUCAACUCGUUUGGCACAGAACUGACCAAGGACGACCGCAAUAAGCUAUAUCCCACAUGUGGCAAGCUUUACCCAGAUGGUCUGGCGGCCCUCGCACGGGCUGAUGAUCAAGAUCAAGUCAGAGCAGUAGCAGAAUAUUAUGCUGAGUACCGUGCCUUGUUUGAGGGAGCUGGCAACAACCCGGGAGAGAAAACACUUGAGGAUCGCUUCUUCGAACAUGAGGUCAAGUUGAACGUGUACUCGUUCCUGCAACAGUUCCAUCACGGCGUCUUCUACUCUUACGUCAAAUUAAAAGAGCAGGAAUGUCGUAAUAUCAUCUGGAUAUCGGAGUGUGUCGCCCAACGCCAUCGAGCAAAAAUUGACAGCUACAUUCCUAUAUUGUAAUAUUCGGUGCUAUUUGUUGGGAAGUUUUGAAAUUUUACUUUUAAGAACGUGUUCUCAUCCCCAAUUCCUUAUGAGAAGUUGAAGUGUAAUAGUAUGUCCUUUUCUGUGUGAUUUCAAAAUAAAACACGUCUAACAUUGCUCCUACCGACCAGUGUAAUUAGAAUUAUGUGUUAAUUUGACGACAGACUAGUACAAUGCAAUAGUGACUGUAGGUUUCAUAAUAUGUGUUAGAGUAAGUGCAUGUAAAUAUGUAAAUUUUUGGUUGUUGAACAUGUUGAACAAAUAUUAAAUGAUAGUAUUGGUAGCAGAACAGAUGGACGGACACAAACAGAUACUAAUGUAUAUAUUGAUGUAUAUUUAUUCUAUAUGCACUAAGUGUGUUGUGAUGAUUAGGGCCUGAAUAUAACAGGCCCUAUAGGGCGGCUUGAUCCCUUAAGUUGUCUCAACUGAAUUCAUAAUAUCCUGGGAAUUCCAGCCAGAAAUUGUUAAAUGUGAACUGUAAACUCCUCUGUUUUCAUGACCCUAACAUUUGAAAUCUGAAAAUUACAUUUUCGCUUCAAUUUGGGGCCAUAAAAAUGAAGGGGUUUACAUUGUAGAAUUAUUUAGAUAAGUAUAGCUGUUAGUGUUCGUCAUUGAUGAGGUGUCAAGUCCAGUUUAUUGUGCUAAUCAAGCAAACAUGAAAUUUAGUUUAUCAGUUAAUGGUAGUGACAAACUAUUCUUACUGUUCAGUUUCCAACAUCUGCUGGCAUUCCUGUUGCCAUUCAAAAAAUUGGUUGAGGGGGCAGGGGGGCGGCAGCACGAAGUUUCAUGCUUAGUCUUCAGUUGUGUUUGACCUUCCUAAGAUGUAACCCUCAUGACUUGGCCCAGGCUAUGCCCCUGUUUAUUAAACGUUUUGGUAAAAGACGGAUGAAUGGGAUGUCUUGGAUGGGAAUGGGAUAUCUUUCAUCAUCAUAUUAUCUAGUCUGCUUCUCAGUGAGCCUAUUUGGGGUGGAUUUCCAAAAAUUCCACAAAAGGUGGUUUGUGUUUUUGCGUCUUCAAAACCGGCAGAUACAUGUAUCCAUGGAGCUAGCCUGAUAGGGUUACUGUUGUGUAUGUGAUAAUGUUUAAAUGUCUCUCAUUUUCAAAGUGUGUAUUACUCAAUUUAGUUGCAUGUAGAGAUAUAUUGUUGAAAUUACCAAUGCUUGCGUUUUCCUGUCAACGGCAUCUAGUGGUAGCUGUAAGGAAACUCACCAAACUUUAAUUGUGGCUUAUUUCAGCCAAGUCUAUGGUCAUCAUUUGGAACUACUAGAAUUGGGAGUGAACAAGGAAAUGUACUUUGUUUUAUGUAGCAUGAUCUUGUGGCCAUGUUUGGCAACAUUAUACGAUUCCAUACCAUAUAGUAAUAGUUGGUCCCAACCCUGUGCUGCAGUUCUGCAACCUGUUCAUUUGAACUGAGUGUCUAUGAAUCUUAAGGCCAGACCCUAUCAAUGUGGGCACCAAAAGUUGAUAAAAAACUUCAAUGGCAUGUGCCUUAAGACAAGGAAUUAGCGUAAGCUGGUGAAGUGCUGGUUGAAAGAAAAACAGGCACAAUUCACAGAGUAGGGUUUGUUCCAAUCACAUCAUCAUAACUGAUAGACUCACAACACUACUACAUUCUAAUAAUCCACAAGUAAUGUAAUGUACCAAUCAUCCAAUAACGAGAUGUGUAGUUAUCGCACAUCAAUAUAGAGGGCUCUCCACCACCGACAAAGUGUUCCAAAUGUAGAUAUUUCAGUCCAUAUAUAUUCAUUAGGCUUGGGGUGUAUAGUAUGCCAUAACACAAGGCAUCCAGCAUCGCCCCAUAUUAUUAUUAGAAAAGUACCUCUGGUUGAUGUGUCAUCCUACUACAAAAAAUGUGCAACAUAAGGUGAACUACCUUAAAAGUUUGGCAUGUUGUCCAGAAAUUCCAGAGAUGUUGACACAAAAAUGUUGCCGUAGGGUUUCGCUUUCAACCGGUAGUUAUCAGUAUCAUCAUUCAUAAAAGUCUAACCACACCAUUCCAGUUCAAAAACAAUUUCUGCUUAUUUCUUCAUCAAUUCAUUAAAAAAUAUUUUAUUCAAGUUUAUUAUAUGUCCAUAAAGGGUACACUUUAGUUAGUGGUAUCUUAUAAUUGCUCUAUGUAGGCUUCUUACGCUAAAAGUAUGUAAACCAUCACGUUUACUACUGCUUACAGCGUUACCUGACCUUGGUCAUUCCUUCUUCAAUUUCCUUUAGUUCUUGUUGUUCCAAAAUGAUUCCAAGGCCACAAGUCCUAUGACAUUGCUAGCCAGUUUGUUAGCAUUUUAAAGACAUUCCUCUUGGUUUAACUUGAUAGUUUUCGUAGCGAUUAUGGUAAUAUUGUAUCGUGAUAAAUUAAUAAUAAAGGAGGAUACACACCACAAAAUA